Messenger RNA from Dinoponera quadriceps, 4792 nucleotides. Its product is annotated as Krueppel-like factor 4. The record is from RefSeq and is a predicted model, not a curated record. The transcript is spliced from 3 exons. Gene Ontology annotation, biological process: regulation of transcription by RNA polymerase II. Lineage: Eukaryota; Metazoa; Arthropoda; Insecta; Hymenoptera; Formicidae. Gene Ontology annotation, molecular function: RNA polymerase II cis-regulatory region sequence-specific DNA binding; DNA-binding transcription factor activity, RNA polymerase II-specific. Bases 1331 to 3754 code for a protein of 807 amino acids.
CGCGGAGGAAACGGGGGCGAGACAAGGGCGAGAAGAAACCGAGCCGAGAGAGGAAGCCCGGCCCGGGAAGCACCGCGAGAGGGGAACACACCGCGUGUGUGCGUGCGUGCGUGCUCGUGCGUGUGUUUCGCAUAGAUAAUCACCGUCAACAGUAGCGCGGCGGAGUAACCCGGCGCGCGCGCGGGGUGAUGUCGACGACACGUGACGCCGCUGAAUCCCGUCGUCAUCGCCGCUCGCGGAUCGAACCGCCGCCGCGCGAGGAGCGACGCGCCGGCCACCGCCGAUAUCAGCUGCCUCCGAUCGCGCUCUCCUUACUGCUUCGUCCGUGAGUGCACGCGCGAGAACGCAUUCUCCGGAUCUCCGCGCGAGGAGAGAGAGAGAGAGCGAAGACAGCGCGAGCGAGCUACGCUUUAUUAGUCCGGCGCGCGCGGGACAUCGCGGGAACCCCUUCGGUUGUUUCGCGCUCGGCGCGCUUCUUCUUCUUCGCUUCUCGCCUCGGCGCUUCGCUCGCCCGGCAUCGCCAUUGGCCAUCGGAUCAACGAGAGGAGACCGACGCACCGUGUGUGCGAAGUGAACGAAGAGCUCUGCGAGAGAAAGAGAGAGAGAGAGCGCGCGAUAAUAGCAGCCGGCGGCACGCGCGCGACCCGAGGGUUCUUCUUCGGCGAGGAAGAAGCGGAGGAGGGAAGGCAGCGUGUGCCCCGAAGGAGAGCAGCGAGACGAGCGAGGGAGAGACCAAGCGAACGUGUCAAAGAGAGCGGAAGGUCGAUGCGCCGAGGAGGAACACGAAGAAGAGAGAAAGAGAGAGAGAGCGGGGUAUCCUUCAGGUGAUACAGUGCGCGACCGGCACUCGGUGUGCCCCGGCUACGUCGUGUGUUUAUACUCGUCUCCGCGCGCUCUCCCGAAAACGAGCCUCUUCUCCUCCUCUUCCCCUCCCGCGAGGGACCGGCGAUCCGAGGAGAGGGUGAACGCGCUACAUUGACUGUGUGUGACUCCGAGUGAAGGUGACGAGAGGACUUCCUCCCCCGGCCGGCGCGAACGUUCCCCGACGACGGUGUGAAUCGUCGCCGUAUUCGAUCGCAUUCAUUUCGACGUCGCGAAAGAAGAAGACGAACGGGGAUAUUCGCACGCCGGCGAGUCGCCGGUGACAUGCACGCUCGUCCACCCCCGUCUCGUGGCUCGGCAUCGCGCACGGCACGCGGCGGGUUGACGGUGCGCGGUCCUCGCGCUACGUCCCGCUGGAUCCCGCGAUCGGGCGGCGGUACCGGCGGCGGCGGCGGCGGCACGUGGCUCGACACCGCGACGACGGCCGGCGACGGGACAGGUUGAAAAGAUGCUGGCACUCGCGAUGCGCCGCGAACACAUGACCGGGCGCAGCAAUUACGAGCCCGCGAAUCCGCUCGCGGGAUUCGAGCACCUGCAGCACAACACCGCCGGCAAUCCGUUCGCGGUGGUGCCGACCUCCGCCGGUGAGGGGCGAGUGCGCGGCGAGACUAGGGUGCCGGAGGUGGCUGAGACCGGCGAGCUGCAGGAGUUCGUGGACAUUGCGCAGGUGCAACAGCUGCUGCAGCAGCAGCAGCAUCACCAUCAGCAGCAGCAGCCGCAUCACCAUCAUCAUCACCAUCAGCAAGCGGCGGCGGCCGCUUCUUGCAUCUGGGGGGCGGUUUAUCCGCCGCCGCCGCCCGCCCUGGGAUACCACCAUCAUCACCACCAUCAUCACCAUCCGCCGCCUCCUCCGCCGCCGUCAGGCGAGGACACGCAGUGCGGUACCGAGGAUUCUGCCGCCGCUGCCCAAGCAGGCGACCCGCUCCAGAGGAUGACGAUGGACGGCAUGGAGGUGGUCGGCUCGCAGCCGCACGCAGCCACCAGCCCGUUUCUGCUCUCCUCGCCGCCCUUAGGACACCAUCAUCACCAUGCUCACGCGACCUUCAACCUGCAAACGGUGCAGCUGAGCUUCGAUGCUUGUUUACCGUACAACGCGGCCUCCUCCUCCACCACCUCGUCCUCCGGUUCGGUCACCUGCAGCAUCGGCGGCACGCCAGUGAGCGCGACCUGCACGAAUUCGUCGACCAGCUGCAAAACCGUACCCACGCUCUCCCUGUCGUCGUGCGUGCCACUGCACGCUCAGCUCCAGAUCACACCGACCGACACAGGCGCGGAGCACAAUCACGGCCGGCACCACCAUCACCAUCACCACCAUCAUCAUCGGUUGGACGAUCAUCAUCAGCAUCAUCAUCACCUGCAGCACGCCGACGCGUCGUCCUCACCGUCCGCCGAUGCCGGCGACGGCGGCAAAAGGAGCCAGUUAGAUGACGACGAUAAGGGCUGCAUACGGAACUGCAGGAGCGACCUUCACGACGCGAACGACAAGGACAAGCCCGGCGACCUCAACACACCGGUCACCACCAGCAGCGACCUACCGUCUUUCUUCGGCCCCUCUGCGCUUGUCGAACCGCCACCGAUCUCAGGCAGCCUGGCGGGCGAGGACCUCUCCCUGGAGGAGGCGACCGCGGAGGAGGACGAGGGCGGCGCGUCCGCCGGCCGGGGGGAUCAUCGGCACCACCACCACCACCAUCACGCGCAGCAGCAGGACGCGCGGAGCGGCGUCGCCGUGAGCGCGGCCUCCUCGAGCAGCCCGCCGUCCUCGCGUCACCACCAGCCGGCGGACGAGGCGGACCGCGGCGGUGGCAACGUGCUGCAAGCCGGCGUGAUCCUCUAUUCGUCGCCGCACACCGCCUCCUCCGUGCCGGCGACGAACGUCAACAUCUGCAACGUGCCGACGUUGACUUACCGCGGCGUCUUCACCACCACCUGCACGCAAUCCUCACCGCUGAGCAAUCUCCAGAGCGAGCAGCAGCAGCAGCAGCCGACGAGCCAAGAGCUAUGGGCCCCUCUACCCUCGCCGACCUUAACCUUGACAGGUCAGCCGUUCCUUCACCCCAACCUACAUUCAGCCGCGUACGGCGGCGAGACCGUCGAGUUAUUGCAGGUCGAUUCGAAGCCGCCCCCGCCGCCCGGUUACCACGACACACCGACCACCACUCCCGCGGCCUGGCUGACGGCCCACGAGGAAGCUUACGACCCCGGGCUCCUCUCUCACCCUCAUCACUCUCACGCUCACCAUCACGAGACUCAGGCGCUCAAACAGGAACCGACCGGCACGUCCGGCUACACACCUUGCGUGCAGCAGCCACAGCAACAGCAGCAACAGCAACAGCAACAAGCACCAUCGUCGGCGACCGGGGGCGGCACCACCGGGGGGGUGCAAUUGGCCGAGUAUAAUCCGAGCACGUCGAAGGGCCACGAGAUACUCUCGCAGGUCUACCAGCAGAGCGCUCUGCCGCUGCGGCUGGUGCCGGUCAAGCCGCGGAAGUACCCGAAUCGGCCGAGCAAGACGCCGGUCCACGAGCGUCCGUACGCCUGUCCGGUCGACGCCUGCGACCGCAGGUUCUCCCGCAGCGACGAGCUCACCCGGCACAUUCGCAUCCACACCGGCCAGAAGCCGUUCCAGUGUCGUAUCUGCAUGCGCUCGUUCUCGCGCAGCGACCACCUAACCACCCACGUGCGCACCCACACCGGCGAGAAGCCGUUCAGCUGUGAUCAGUGCGGCCGCAAGUUCGCCAGGAGCGACGAGAAGAAGCGCCACGCGAAGGUACACCUCAAGCAGAGGCUGAAGCGCGAGGCUUCCCACGCGACGAACCCGAGGAGCGCGCAUCCCGCGUCGUCGCAGAGCCACGCGUCCUCGCCCUGCAAUUAAAUAAUAAUGAGAGAAUUCCACGAUAACAACGACGUCGAGAGAGAGAGAGAGAAAGAGGGGAACGUCCUCCCUUCUUCUUCAACGUUGAGAUCUCAUUUCCCCUCCACCCCCUUUGUCGCACUCGGUGACAAAUUGUGAUCUGUGUUAUCCAUCCGAUUCUCCCGCAACAUCUGUCUCUCCUCUUCCCGUCUCUUUCUUUCCCUAAUUUUUUCUUCUUCUUCUUCUUCUCUCUUGAACCGGUCGUUUCCUCUCUCUCUCUCUCUUUCUCUCUCUCUCCUUCCUUCGUGAUGGCCGAUGAGGAAACCGCGGAGACCUUUAGGCGGCCAAAACCGUCACCGACUGAUCCGUCAUUCGUCGUCGUCGGUCCAUCAACUGUUUACGCUACUUACAACACACUGCUGGAUGCGAACUGACGAUAUUUUUCGCAUGCAGGGCGCAUGCUGGGCCGCGGUAAACAGUUGCUCAUUCUGAAAAUGAAUUACGAAUCCAAGGGUAAGCGUUCUUUUUUUUCUGCAAUUUUGAUCAGUCGCGAUACAUUCUCGACGUUCUCGUUUGUCGGUCUGUCUCUCGUCUCAUCGUCGCGAAAAUCGUCGCAAAAUCGAAGUACUUAGAGCAUCACUCGGAGAGAGAGAGAGAGAGAGAGAGAUACACGAAGCCUCGGGGACGAAUUCCGCGCGACUUGCGACAGAUUGCGUCUAUUAAUUAAUUCGAUCAGUUGUCGCGUGUUUUUUUUUUUAAUUCAGAUAGAAACAGCAAACGUCGCGUUUACCACGUUUCACCACGUGUCGCUUCAUGCAUCCGCAGUUUGCAUCCGGACGCGCGAAUUAUCAGAUCCGCGAGGUAUUCACCAGCGUCGUUGCCACGAGUGCCAUUGAGCAUUUCGUAAGAACAUUUUCGUACAAUCGUAUAACACGAAAUCGAUACCAGCCCCGCAGCUUCCGGGAAUCGUAGAGUGACACAGCGGAGAAUACCGAGAGAGGGAGAAAUAGAAGGAAGAAAGGGAGGGUUGAGACGGAAGGAGAGAGAGAGAGAGAGAGA